CCGGAAGUUGUUGGUACAUUGCUGCAAUAGAGAUGUCCGAGCUAAUGUAGCUGUAGCCGAAUGAAUGGAUGCUCACCUCUCCAAGAUGACAUAAACUUUUAAUCUUAUAACUCAACUCUGUCUUCCACGUUUUCCCGCCUCUGCUGGUCAGGGUACCAUGGCAACAAGAAUGAAGCUGAAGCUGAAGACAGUGUUUGUGCUCUACUUCAUGGUCUCGCUGCUUGGCCUUGUCUAUGCUCUGAUGCAGCUUGGUCAGCGCUGCGACUGCUCAGAGCAUGACUUGCCUAAAGACCGUACCAUAUCACGACUGCGGGGGGAGCUGCACCGUCUUCAGGAACAGAUGAGGAACUCGGAGGCUACCAAGAAACCACAGAAACCUAUAACUAAUCCCACCAUCUUUGUCAUCACCCCAACAUACGCAAGGCUGGUGCAGAAGGCCGAGCUGACCCGCCUGUCGCAGACCUUCCUCCAUGUUCCUCAGCUGCACUGGAUCGUGGUGGAGGACUCGCCGCACAAGACGCCGCUGGUGUCCGACCUCCUGGUGAAGAGUGGCUUGACCUACACACACCUCCACAUGCCCACCGCCAAGGACCGCAAACUGCAGGAGAAUGACCCCAGCUGGCUGAAGCCUCGUGGAGUGGAGCAGAGGAACGAGGGGCUACGGUGGCUCAGAGAGGACAGAAGGGCUCAGCCGGGAGGAGACAACCAGCAGGGAGUGGUCUACUUCGCCGACGACGAUAACACAUACAGCCUGCAGAUAUUUGAAGAGAUGAGGAGUACCGAGCGAGUGUCUGUGUGGCCGGUGGGGCUGGUUGGAGGGAUGAAAUAUGAGAGGCCCGUGAUCGAGGGAGGAAAGGUGGUGCGCUUCCACACCGGCUGGCGUCCCAGUCGUCCCUUCCCGAUGGACAUGGCGGGCUUCGCCGUGUCCCUCAAACUGGUCCUGGCCAAUCCCGAGUCCUGUUUCGACGGAGAAGCACCGAUGGGCUUCCUGGAGAGCAGCUUCCUGCAGGGACUGGUCACCAUGGACGAGCUGGAGCCCAAAGCAGACAACUGCUCUAAAGUGUUGGUGUGGCACACUCGGACAGAGAAGCCCAAGAUGAAGAGGGAGGAGGCUCUGCAGGCUCAGGGUCUGGGCUCUGACCGUGCAGUGGAGGUCUGAGGAACACAAAUAAACACACAAAAAAACACUCACACACAACCACACACACACUGUACUCCGCUGUAUAAUGCUGCAUAUUUAACUGCGUUGUAAAUACUGUAAAACAAGAACAAAUAUCUGUUAGAGGUGUAUUAUCUGUUAUCUUUUUUGUGUCAGAUAGUAAAUGUAUGUGUGUGUAUAUAUUGAGUGGGUGUGUGUGUGUUGUCACAACAGUGUAUGUUACUGUAUGUAUCAGGUUUUAUUUUAUUACAGUGAGUUAGUGUCUUUGUCUAGCAGUCCAGUGGAGGACGAUUCUGGAGGUUGCCUGAUGGGGGCGCCAUUUUUAAACCUUGCAAAGCCAUGCUGUUACACCACCAGGACAUUUCUCCUCUAAGCUCAUUACAAAGAGCCAUGCUUGCAUCACUCACUUGUUUACUUGUGUUCAAUGUAAAUCCUGCAGUGUGACUCACGCCUGAUGGUUGUUAGGUAUUUAAAUGGCUCUGUUUCCAUUAGUGCAGCCUCACAUCUUCACUGAUUUCUGACCGGGGUACAGUUGCAACGGAGCACUUUAUUCAUGCAUGGCUUCUAUUACGCGGGAUAGGUGUCUGUAAGUCUGUACUCAACCAUAUAGAUGUGUAGUUACGUCCACCAAGGAGGUAAUUUUCUCAGUUUAGUUUGUUUUUUAUACCAAUGUUAUGGAUUAAUUACUGGCCUGACUUCCAUGAAACCUGUGGAAAGGGAUAUAGCGUGGGCAAAGGAAGAACCUAUUCAUUUUAGAGCAGAUUAUUUAUCACUUGUAAACAGACCACAUGAGCAGUCGGAAAGCACAGACUUCUGCUUAGGUCGUUUCCAUUGGAAAAAAUUAUAUGUGUGUUGUAUCCAUUUCAGGGUUUGUAUCUAAAAUGUUACGGAAUUACCUUUUUCCUUUGCUAAUGUUUUCACCCUUCUAUCAAGUUUCCCAAAAGUUUUCCUGACUCAGAAAAACAAACCAAACUGAAAUCAUAACCUCUUUGGCGGCAGUAAAAACCAUCACCAUCAUAGGCAUGAUAAUAAUCUUUUAUGCAACCUGUCUAAUCAAAAUGCAUUUGCAAUCAAAGUACAGUAAUCGUAUUGUGGAUCAGUGGUGCAUUUCUUUACAGAUAAAUAUGCUAUAAUAAUAGAAAAAUAGUUGUAUUAAUGAUGUUCUCACACACCUGUGUUACACACAUGAGUGGUGCAACUUAGCAACAGUGUGGUGCAACAACAACAACAACACAUACAGAAUGAUACGGUUCCACCCCCGUGUGGCUUCAGUGUUAAUGCUGGUUUUCACAACAGCUUGUUCUAGCCUGCAUUUUUAUAUGUAUAUUUUUAGUGAUGCUUUUUAAAAACGUAGGGCUUGCGGAAUCAAUUUAAGAGCCCUGAAUUAAGGGAUCAACACUACUGAAACUCAUAGAAAUUCCAAUACAGUAUGCAAUAAGCAGAUAGAAAACAUGUCGUCUGUGUUAUAUAAUCGCUGAUGACAAGAAAAAGACAAGAAUUUGCCUUUUAUAGGCAGGGAAUCCCUGGUAAUUUCACUAGCUGUGUAAACGCUCUAAAUAUAUAUUGAACUUCUCUAUUUUGCUUGAUUAUCUUCCAUUACACCUUCAGAAUUUGGAAGAUAAAGAUCAAAUAACAUCCCAGCUCAAAGCAGUGCUGCUCAGCUACUGUUGUAUGAUAGUGUAAAAACAGCUAGUGCCUGCUUUAAUGUAAUUAGUGCCUGUACGUCAUUCCUCUACUGGUGUAUUAUGUAUUUAUUAUUGUAAGAAUAUUGUUCUACACAUGGUACAAUGUGAUGAUGUCUGUCAUUGACCUUGAAAAUAAACAUUAAUAA
Trematomus bernacchii (emerald rockcod) is the source of this 2990-nucleotide messenger RNA. RefSeq names its product beta-1,3-glucuronyltransferase 3 (glucuronosyltransferase I) (gene b3gat3). The coding region runs from base 158 to 1159 and encodes 333 amino acids. Gene Ontology annotation, molecular function: galactosylgalactosylxylosylprotein 3-beta-glucuronosyltransferase activity. Lineage: Eukaryota; Metazoa; Chordata; Actinopteri; Perciformes; Nototheniidae. The transcript is spliced from 8 exons. Gene Ontology annotation, biological process: carbohydrate metabolic process; chondroitin sulfate proteoglycan biosynthetic process. Gene Ontology annotation, cellular component: Golgi membrane. The record is from RefSeq and is a predicted model, not a curated record.